This is a messenger RNA of Galleria mellonella (greater wax moth), 550 nucleotides long. RefSeq names its product 39S ribosomal protein L34, mitochondrial (gene mRpL34). The transcript is spliced from 2 exons. NCBI's taxonomy places the organism in Eukaryota, Metazoa, Arthropoda, Insecta, Lepidoptera, Pyralidae. The coding region runs from base 167 to 439 and encodes 90 amino acids. Gene Ontology annotation, cellular component: mitochondrial large ribosomal subunit; ribosome. The record is from RefSeq and is a predicted model, not a curated record. Gene Ontology annotation, molecular function: structural constituent of ribosome. Gene Ontology annotation, biological process: translation.
UUUGCUCUAAUCUGUGGUAUGAAGUGCAUUCUAUUAUUCUUUGGUUACAUACUCUUUGUGGGUAACUGAAUAAAAUUUUCAGUAAUACAUAUAUUUCUUUUAAAAAAAUUGUUUUUGUUAUUAUUAUCACUGUUAUUUUGGUUAAAUUAUAAAAACAUUUGUAAUUAUGUCAGCACUAAUGACAUUAUUUCUUCAGCCAUUGAGAUUAGUCAAGCAAAGUCUUAGCACAGUUUCUUCAACUGGUAUUGCAUCUAGUUUGGUAAAACCAGAAUGCUUUUCAGUAACCGCUAUAAGAACUAAGGUUCGCUGCUAUUUCCCUCGACCAAAUGAAGUGAAACGUGUCCGCCGACAUGGUUGGCAAACUCGAAUAUCGACACCAAAUGGACGUAGAGUUAUCAUGAGAAGACUACUCAAAGGUCGAUAUGUGUUAACGCAUUAAAAAGAAGAAAUAAUUUUAUGGUAAUAAUGAAAAAGAUAAUUUAUAUAUUAUAGAAUUAGAACGUAACUUUUAUUGAUUUUAAUUAUUUUAAAAUAAAGUAAAACAUAUAAA